Messenger RNA from Acanthoscelides obtectus, 261 nucleotides. Lineage: Eukaryota; Metazoa; Arthropoda; Insecta; Coleoptera; Chrysomelidae. The record is from the annotation of a GenBank genome assembly.
AUGGUCAGGGGCGAAUACAAAUCAGAAAGGAGUAGGAAAGUUGGUUAUCAAAAUUUUGGUGGACCUUAUAAAAUCAAGACGGUUUUGGGGACUGAUAUAUAUGAAAUAAAAUCUUUGGACGGCUUAAAGGGGUAUAAGAGAUUUAGAGCCAUAGUGGCUGCUGAUAGCUUGAGAGAAUGGAAAGGUGGUGUCGUUGAUAUUACAGAAAGUGAAAGCGAGAUCAAUUCUACUGAUGAACUAAUUGAUUUGUUAGAAGGUUAG